AUGGAUUAACAGGCAGAAAAUGGGCCUAUAUUAUAAUUUAGCGAUAGAUGUAACAAUACGAUAUAUUUAAUAAACGAAGAUAUUUUUGUUUUAGUCACUACAAAGUAGAUUAAUUUAAUCUAAAAAAAAAAUUUAGAGCUAAUUCAAAAAAUUUAAGUAGAAUGCUCUCACAGUGUUAACAAAUAAGAUAUAAUUGUAUGCGGAUAUAAUAAUUAAAUUACAUCGUAUUAAAUUAGUUAGAUUGGUAAUAAAUAUGAUUUCUUAAAAUUAUACCAGAAGUAAUUAGAUAUGCCGUUAUAUAAGUUUUUCAAUAGUAUUUUACAAUCAACUGAAUUUAUUAUUAUAUUUGUCAACCACUCUAUUGCUUUUGUAGAAAGUUCAACAGGUUUAAUAACAAAAUAAUUUCCAAAAAUUCAUCAGCUAGCUAUAAUAGAUUUGAUAAUAUAUACUGAUUAAAUAAUUUUUAGUUACUCUUUUGAUAGUUAAUUAGUUUAAUACCUAGUCGAAAAUAAUAAUGUAAAAGUUUAAAGAUAAAUUCAUUUAGGAUUUCCUAUAUUUUAAAUUAUUGUAAAUUCCGAUUAUAUUUUAGUAAACUUGCAAAAUGUAAACUAUUGCCAAAUCUAUAAAAACGAUGAUUAUGAAUAAUUUACUUUACUGUAACUUAUUUAAACAGCAUCUCGUUGGUAGACAUAUUAGUAAAUUAUACUUUAACCAGAAUACUAAUUGAUUUUAGUGAGUUCUGAUUUCUACUAUAUUCUAUAUGAUUAUUAAUCAUUUGAAUUAAUAAAUUUCUAUCAGAGCAAUUUUCUAGUGGAGACCAAUUUUAUGAAAAGGAAAGCUACUCUUCUUUAAAAUUAGCAAAUCUUUGUGUAAUUUGGGUAGACUUUUUCAAUAAUUUCUUCUAAUGAAAAUCCUGAAUCGAUAUAAUUGAGCGUUGUAUAAUAAUUUCUAAAUAGAAACUAAUUUUAUGAAAAUAUUUAUUUAAAAGUUGAAUAAGUAGGAUUUGAUUAUAUAAUAAGUGUUCUUUCAUAUAAUUACAAUGGUAUCAAUUAUAUGAUGGCAGAUACCUUGGGGUAAAUGUCAUGCUAAUAUAAUACUAAUGAUGCUGAUUAUUUUUAAUUAUAUAAAAGACUAAGCUAAUAUUAAAAUUUGAGGAAAAAUAGUUUGAUAAACUACGAAUCCUAUCAGUAACAUAAAAUUCUCAUAAAUAUGUAUUAAAAUUUUAAGUUUAAAGGAUUUCCAGUAUUGGAUUCUAAAGUAGAUAUGCAAAUUUAACUUAUAAUAAACGGAGCUAAUUAUUCAAAAUCUGUUGAAGGAAGUAUAAAUAUAAAUUAGUUAAUCAAUUCAUAAACAUUAGUAGAAAUAUAGUUAUAAAAUUUAAUAGUUUAUUUUCAAGAAGAAGAAUAAUAAUAGCAAUAAUUAGGAAAUGUUUAAUUAUAAAAAUUAUAAUUUCUUUCAUGUUAAAUAAUCUUUUAAAACCAAUCUUUAAAUGUUUAAAACCUGUAAUUAUUUCAUUUUAAUAAUGUCAGUAUAAUUAAUCAAGAUAUUUAAACCUCCUUAAAUAUUGAAAACACAGAACUUUUAAUAAUAGAAGAGAGCUACUUUACUGAUAAUAAUAUUAAUACAAAACAAUUUCUUACUUUUAAUAACAGUGUUAAUUAUGAUAAAGAUUCAGAAUUUAUAUUUAGAAAUAAUAAGAUUGCAAAUAAUAAAAUAAAAUCGACUAAUUUCUUUUUAAUUUAGUACGCAUAUUCAAUUACUAUGGAUUUAAAUGAAAUUUUUGAUAAUGUUAGCACAUAGCUCUCUAUCUUAUUGUAAACUGUAAUAUCGAAUAAUAUUAAUUUUACCUAUUUAAAUUUUAAUAAUAAUAUAAAUCUAGCAAUAAUUUAUGACAAUUAUUUUUUAUAAUAAUCUCAAAACUCCUUAAUUAAUAAUUUGUAAGUAAAAAAUAGUUACUUUGGAAUGUCUUUGAGUAAAAUAGAGUCAAAUAAAUACUUAAUUCCAGAUAGCUAUAUGAUAUAUGCUAAUUUUUCCUUUAUUGAUUUUCAAAUUAUAUCUAUGAAAAAUUAAUUAAGCAACUCAACUACUGGUUUAAUAACACUUAUUUCAGAGCAGAUUUAAAUAAAGAAUUUUAAGCUAGAAGAUAAUUAAUUAUAAAACUUUUCACCAAUUUUUAUUACCUAAAGCUAAGUGCUAAUAGAUUAAUCAUAUUUUACUUCAAAUAAACUUUAUUCUACAUAAUACGGAGGAGGUGUCUUUUAUUUUGAGUCUUCUUAUGUUGAAAUAUAAAAUAGUUAAUUUUUUGAAAAUGAAGCUUAAAAUGGAGGAUCACUAUAUUUUAUUAACAUGUGUGAUGGUCAGUUAAAUAAUGUAACCUUUACGAAUAAUACAGCAAGAGAAAAUGGUGGAGUUUUUUUACUUAAUGACUCAAAUAUCUAGAUAUCGAAUAGCACUUUUGAAAGAAACAAAGCUAUUAUUGGAGGAGUAGCUAGGUACUUGAACUUUAUACCUUAAUUCCUUAAAAAAAAUAGUAACAGCUCAGUUAAAGAUUCGUGUGGUACUGCUUAUUAAAAUGAAUGCAUAAAUAAUUAAGGUUAAUUCUAUGGUAACAAUUUCUGUUCUUAUCCUUAAAGCGUUAAAAUUAAUAAUCAGUCUUUACAAAAUGGAUCAAUAUAUACUUUUAAAGAUAUAUAAAGUGGAACGCAAAAUAAUAUUUUGAAAAUAAACAUCUUAGAUGAAGAAGGAAGUUAAGUAAAAUUUUAGAGUUCAGAAAAUGUCCCAGAUAAAAUAAUAUAAGAAUUUUCUUAAUAUUUUGUUGAGCUCUAAGAGUUAUAUAUUUUAAAUAAUAUCCAAGAUUUAAGGUAAAUUGACUUGAAGUUAUAGGGCGCAACAAUUUAAUCUUUUGAGUUUGAUGAAUUUCUUUUAAAUUAGUACUAAGUAUCAGGGCAAUUAGGUAAAAUAGGGAGAGCAGUUUUGUAAUUUAAAGGAUUUCACUUGUUUUCUAAUUUAACACAAGGAUUUACUGAUACUUUAACUAUUUAUAUAGAUUACAACUUUAGAUAUUGUUAAAUAGGAGAAAUAAUAUAAUCAGCUUGCACAUCUUGUUCAUUAGCAAACUGUUAAACAUGUUAAAAUGGUACAUAUUCAAUUGAAGAUCCAAACUCAAAUACAAAUAAUAUAUAAUGCAAGCCUUGUGAUUAUUCAUCUUGCAUUUCUUGUUUAGGAAGCUAAAUUACUUUAAAAUAAGGAUUUUGGAGAUCUGAUAAAUUCAGUGAUAAUAUACUAUCUUGUACUACAAAAUAAUAAAAUUUUUGUAACGGAUAAGAAGAUACUAAUUAUUGCUCUGAAGGUUUAAUAGGACCUCUUUGCUAGACUUGUGAUAUAUUAGGAUCAUUUUGGAAUCAUUCUUAUGGAUAAAGUGGUUUAGAAGUUAAUUGUUAUAAAUGUUAAUCAGAAGGAAAAUAAAUAGCUGAAUAGAUUUUAAUAUGUUUCAUUACUCUAUUAUAUUUGACAUAUUUACUUUACUAAACUAAAAUGAAUUUAAAUAUGAUGACUAAGGUUUUGAUUAUUGAUAGGCUAGGGCUAAUAAGAUUAGGCAAUUCAGGCUAAAUAGGUGAAAAAAGUUUUUAUAGUAGAUUGAUGAUUAGAUAUCUUUAAAUCUUUAUCAGUAUUUCCAAUCUUUGCCCAAAACAAAUAUUUAACUUUAAAAUAAUCUCAAUAUUUUCUCCUGUAAGUUCAAAUUAAAAUUUGCUGGAUUGUAUUGUAAGUAAAUUUGGUACUAUCUUACCAGUGUAUUAUUAUAAAGUGUUAUUUUUUAUAGCAUUUCCUUUAAUAAUCAUUCCCUUAGGGUUCUUAUUCUACACUGUGAUUAUUAAAGUAAUAAGUUUUUUCUCUAAAUAAAAUAAGAGUUCUUUUUAUUAUGAAUACAAGAAAGAUUCAACUGUGAUUUGUUUCGUCUUCCUUUUCUUUUUCUUAUAGUAAAGUUCCUUUGAGUCUUUGGCUUAGAUAUUUACUUGCAAAAAGAUAGGUAAGGAGUCGUUUAUGAGCUACUACUUAUUAGAAAAGUGCUAUUCAACCAAUCAUGUGAUUUUGAUAAUAUCUAUGAUAAUGCCAAUGACAUUAUUAUGGAUAGUUUUAGUACCAGGGAUAUUGAUUUAUAAAAUAUGUAGUAAAUCAAAGCAUUUUGAUACAUUUUCACAUCAAUUUGAAUUAAUUAGAAAGUAUGGUUUCCUCAUUUGUGGAUAUAGAUAAAAAUUUUAUUUGUGGGAGUUUUUAGCAAUGAACUUGAAGUUGAUCUUAGUCUUUUUAGUAAUAUAUUUUGAUUCCAGCGUACUUAUUAGAGCAUCUUUGAUACUAAUUAUCCUUUACUGCUAUCUUCUGCUUUUACAAAAAUAUUAACCAUACUAAAAGGUUAAAUACUAUAAAAUAGACUUAUUUUUUUCUUAAAUUUGUUGUUUGCUCACAAUAAUAAAUAUUCUACUCAAUAUUAUAGAAUAAGAUAUUCUUAUAUACCUUGGUACUAUUGUUGCUUAUAUUUUGCAAACAGCCGCAUUUUUAAAAAUCUUCUUUGCUUACUUAGAUACCUCAAUUUUUCUUACUUAUCAUUAGUUAAAAAAUACUAAGGUUAUAUUAAUUAUAAAAGGAUGUUUGCAAAGCAAUUCAAAUUUUUUCAAGUUCAUUAAAAAAUACUUAAAAUAGCAUAUGAACUCUCUUUAUUUAUUAAUCUAUUGCACAGAAGACAAUUCAUUUAAAAAAUUCAAUAAUUUUUAGCUUCUUCGACUUUAAAUUUAAGAUUAUAUUUAGAGAAAAAAAAGAGAUAAAAAUGCACCUUUCUUUUCUAAUUCUGAGCCUAAUGAUCAAAAUAGCUUUAAAGAGGCUAAUAAUUUAGCAUAUAAUACAAGAAAAAAGCUUCUUUCCAAAAAGAUGAAAGAAAACAGUACUUUAAAAUAGAGCGGUCUAUUUUUAAAUAUAAACUAAACUUCUCCAAAAAAAUUUUUGGUUUAGUAUAAUACAGAAAUCUAAUCUACAACAUAAAAUUUUACUCUUAGCUAAUAAGGAAGUCCAAAACUAUAUAAAAUGUUUUCUGAAUUACAAAACAAAAAUCAAAAGGAUAUUGACUAAUAAAUUAGUUAAAAUGUUAGUGAGCAAGAAGAGAAUUAAUAAAAUAACUGCUUAGCUAAGUAUAAUUUUAGAACAAGAAGUAAUUUUAUAGUAAAAACAAACAAAUUUCAAAAUUUAUUAUUUAAAGAUAAUAAUAUCAAAAAUAUCUAUCGUGAUUAGUUUGCGCUGUUGAAUAACCAAAUAGAGUACAGAGAUUAUAAAAAGAAUGACUAAGAAUUAGAUUCAAUCUUUAAUGAUUAACUUUCUACUUUUAAAAAAACAAACUCUUAAAUAUGA
Molecule: messenger RNA, 5397 nt
Organism: Tetrahymena thermophila SB210
Lineage: Eukaryota; Ciliophora; Oligohymenophorea; Hymenostomatida; Tetrahymenidae
Product: transmembrane protein, putative
Exons: 7
Molecular function (GO): protein binding
Source: RefSeq, a predicted model, not a curated record